AUGAAGGGUCAGAAAUCUUCGUUUUCUGUAGAUCCUUUGGUGCAUAUGGUAUGCUCUCCAUUACGACAGGACUUGUCGACACAUCAUUUACUUCCCAGAGAAUUAAUGGGAAAAUUUCCUGCCAUGCGCAAUCGUGUAAAUCUUCGACUGCUUCCUCUUGCUGAUGAACAGCAUCCUCUUUUCAGUCGUCAUGUGUCGAUCUACUGCAAGCUUUCAAAAUCACAUUUACAACCUUCUUCCAAAAAGAUUUUUAAAAGAUGGAAUAUGGAAUUAAAACAGGCCGGAAAUCCUUCGACCUUGCACUUUCUUCAAUCCCAGCUGGAGUCUUCUCUCAGCCGUCUCAUACCAUCGCAAGAAGAACAGGAGAGCCAAGGAUGGAUUCAUCAACCAGACUUUGAUGGUUGUCAUUUACAUGUCCUAAACACAAAGAGUGUUCCUACUGGACUUUGGAUUCAAUGGAAGUUUGACGAUUUAACCUCUGAGCAAGAGCAUACGAAAAAGCAACUGCAAAGCCAAUAUCCUCAAAAACCGUACUUACCAAUCUACAAGACAAUUUUACUAAACACUUAUGAAAAAAAAUUGGCACGUUUCUUUCCAGAACAUACAACUUAUACAUUUCUUCCUAUUUGUCCAUCGACUACAAAACUCGGCAUAAUAUUAUGGAGAUUAUUGUUUUUACAUGAAGAAUGGAAAUUUACUUGA
This is a messenger RNA of Schizosaccharomyces osmophilus, 702 nucleotides long. RefSeq names its product mitochondrial conserved fungal protein Rrg8 (gene rrg8). NCBI's taxonomy places the organism in Eukaryota, Fungi, Ascomycota, Schizosaccharomycetes, Schizosaccharomycetales, Schizosaccharomycetaceae. The coding region runs from base 1 to 702 and encodes 233 amino acids. The transcript is spliced from 2 exons. The record is from RefSeq and is a predicted model, not a curated record.